This is a messenger RNA of Linum tenue, 1080 nucleotides long. Lineage: Eukaryota; Viridiplantae; Streptophyta; Magnoliopsida; Malpighiales; Linaceae. The record is from the annotation of a GenBank genome assembly.
AUGGUGAGGCCACCUUGCUGCGGCGAAGACGAGGAGAAGGUGAAGAAAGGCCCCUGGACGGCCGAAGAAGACGCCAAGCUCGUCGACUACAUCACCAACAAGGGCCACACCAACUGGAAGUCGCUGCCCAAGCUGGCGGGUCUCAACCGCUGCGGCAAGAGCUGUCGCCUCCGCUGGACCAACUACCUCCGCCCCGACAUCAAGCGCGGGAAAUUCUCCGACGAAGAGGAACGGCUCAUCAUCAACCUCCACUCCGUCCUCAGCAACAAUUCGUUUUUUUUUUUCUCUCGUCACUGUAGGUGGUCGAGGAUAGCGACCCACUUGCCGGGAAGGACGGACAACGAGAUCAAGAACUACUACAACACGCACAUCAGGAAGAAGCUUCUCCAAAUGGGGAUCGACCCGCAGACCCACAAGCCGCGGACCGACCACAGCCAGAUCAUCAACCUCACCCAGCUGAUCGGGGCAGCUCAGCAGCUCAACAGCAUGAUGAUGCUCAGCAAUAAUAGUAACGGUCUUGGAAAUAGUAACAACAACUACAAUACCUCCGUCACUAAUGGUAUCAUUUCCAACGGACUUUUAACGACGAACCUGCAUGAAGCUGCGGCGAAGGUGCAACUGGCGCAGAACCUGCUGCACCUUUUCAACCCGACAACCGCCACCUCAGCUUCACCCUUCCUGGCCCAACAACAAUUGUCACAGCAAUUUUUUUGCAACCAGCUCAUCAAUACUUUGCCAGCUUUGGCGACGGCUGGUGGGUCGUCGCUAAUGGUCAACAACAGCAGCAACGGGGCUUUGGCCAUGCCGGGUUUGGUAUCGCCGGAGGCGUCAUCAUCGACGUCACUUGUUCAUACCAACAACGUUAACGGCGGCGGUGAGAUGGAGAGGAUGAAGAUGGAGUCGGGGAACAACAAUAAUUACCAGCAGAAUUUUUCGGACGGAACGACGGCGACGGCGGCCGAUGUGGGUGGUGAGUACGAAGCUUGGGAGAAGAUGUUGCUGAUGGAUGACGACUUUGCCGUCCUCGGCGGCAGCACUUUCUUCUCGUCCUGGAAAGAUGACCAUCUUGUGUUGGAGUAG